This is a messenger RNA of Brassica rapa (field mustard), 1282 nucleotides long. Its product is annotated as probable WRKY transcription factor 40. The record is from RefSeq and is a predicted model, not a curated record. Gene Ontology annotation, biological process: regulation of DNA-templated transcription. Gene Ontology annotation, molecular function: DNA-binding transcription factor activity; sequence-specific DNA binding. Lineage: Eukaryota; Viridiplantae; Streptophyta; Magnoliopsida; Brassicales; Brassicaceae.
GGUGGAAUAUGAUAAGACCAUAUAGUUUAUUGCAUGAAAAUGAAAAGAGCACAUGUUGCUCUCUCCUUCCACCUUGUUUCCUCCCUUUAUAUAUAGAAUCAAAAAUCAUUCCUUCUUCCACCAUCCCAGAUCAAGAACCCAAUAAGAUCGACUCUUACUACGAAUCUCUCAGCUUACAGAACUCCCACGCGCAUAUACGUACAUACUCUCAAGAAUCAAGAUCCAAGAAGAUUCUUCAUAUUUAUACAUCCAUGGACCAGUACUCAUCGUCUUUGGUCGAUACUUCUUUAGAUCUCACUAUCGGUAUUACUCGUAUGCGAGUUGAAGAAGAUUCCACGACAAAUGCAUUGGUGGACGAAUUAAAAAGAGUGAACGCUGAGAACAAGAAGCUCUCGGAGAUGCUAACUUUGAUGUGUGACAACUACAACGUCGUAAGGAAACAGCUGAUGGAAUAUGUUAACAAGAGCAACAACACGGCCGAGAGAGAGCAAACCAGUCCUCCCAAGAAACGCAAAUCUCCAGCGAGAGAUGAAGCAGUUAGUUCAGCGGUUAUUGGUGGAGUAUCGGAGAGCAGCUCUACGGAUCAAGAUGAUCAGUAUCUGUGUAAGAAGCAGAGAGAAGAGACUGUUGUAAAGGAGAAAGUCUCAAGGGUUUAUUACAAGACCGAAGCUUCUGACACCACCCUUGUUGUGAAAGAUGGGUAUCAAUGGAGGAAAUAUGGACAAAAAGUUACUAGAGACAAUCCCUCUCCAAGAGCUUACUUCAAAUGUGCUUGUGCUCCUAGCUGUGCUGUCAAAAAGAAGGUUCAGAGAAGUGUGGAGGAUCAGUCCGUGUUGGUAGCUACUUACGAGGGUGAACAUAACCAUCCAAUGCCAUCGCAGAUGGAUUCAAACAAUGGCUUAAACCGUUACGUUUCUCUUGGUGGUCCGGUUGCACCAGCUGCUGCAGCCAAUGGAAGGUGUAGCUUGGCUAAGCCUGUUGAUUUGACUGAAUCCAAGAAAGUGAGGAGCCCAUCAAGAAUCGAAUUUCCAGAAGUACAGAAGCUUUUGGUGGAGCAAAUGGCUUCUUCCUUGACAAGAGAUCCUAACUUCACAGCAGCAUUAGCAGCAGCUGUUACCGGGAGACUAUACCAAAAGAAUCAAACCGAGAAAUAGCUUAGUUUCAAAUUCUAUUAGUGUUUUUAGAUUUGAGUUUGGCAUAUGAGAGAAAGUAGAUUAUAUAUCCAUUGCUUAACAUGUAAUCGUUUCAAUGCAAUCUCCAAUAAAUUCAGCUUAGCAACUUC